CCCUGGCAGUUAAACGGGCAGUUGAGGCCCUGAGGUACUACCGAUUAGGGAACCCCUUCACAUUGGUAACAGACCACGCACCCCUCAGAUGGAUUAACAGCAUGAAGGAUGCAAACACACGGAUCAUGCGGUGGUACUUGUCCCUCAAACCCUACUCCUUCCACGUGUUACACCAGCCGGGAAAGGCCCAUGGGAAUGCGGACUUCUUUUUCCAAGUCAGGGAAGAGGAGGGGGAAGAAAUGGCCAAGGGUCAGCCGGGCCCGAGGGCUGCCUUAAGGGGGAAGGUGUGUGACGGGGCAGAGCAGCCCCGCACUGGUACCGCAGGAGUUAACCCUUCCUUCCUAGCAGAGGAAGCCAUGCCCAAGAAGCUCUGCUGGGCAUGCUGCAACUGGAGAACAGGUAUAAAAGCCUGCAGACCAGCUCAGUCGGGGCUCACCACUGGAGGAGAAGGAUGCAGGCUGCUAGCUCCUGAAGAGGGAGAGUCUGUGCGCCAGGAUCCAGGAGUCAGCCAAGCCCAGGCAGUACCUGAGACCCGGAUAGAGGACGUCACAGGGGAGGAACAGACCGGAGGACCCCCCACCGCAGAUGAACUGGUCCUCACGAACUGCUUCUAUUACUGGGGAUUUGCAGCUUGGAUUGCUUAUUACAUCAAUCAUCCUCUUUAUACACCUCCUUCCUAUGGACAAAAACAGAUAAAUUUUGCUGUGAUCAUGUUUCUGAUAUGUGAAGCUGGAAAUUUCUCUAUCCACGUUGCACUCAGUGACCUGAGAAGAGAUGGAUCCAAGAUCCAUAAGAUCCCUUAUCCAACAAAGAAUCCUUUCACAUGGCUGUUUUUCUUUGUAACCUGUCCUAACUAUACGUACGAGGUGGGGGCAUGGAUCAGCUUCACCAUCAUGACUCAGUGUGUCCCGGUGGGAUUGUUCACAUUUCUUUGCUUCAUUCAGAUGACAGUUUGGGCAAAGGAUAAACACUACACCUACAUACGAGAAUUCAAGGAUUAUCCAAGUCUUAGGAUGCCAAUUAUUCCUUUCUUACUGUAAGAAGAAAGAACUGCUUGAAUACCUGAGUGGAACUACAGGAGGACAAAGCUAAUGGUCUCUUUUUACUGAGAAACCUGCUGGCAAAUGAGAGAAUUCAUUUAGAUAACUAAACCAGGGUGGUUCUGCUGCAUGGACUCUCCAUUGCUGUGGGAAAUUCUAUACAAUUGGAAGCUACAUCUCCCUAAUAUUUCUAAAUUUUCAGAAAGUCAUAUUGGUUGCCAUGACUUAAUUGCUUCAUUGGCAGCCAAGGGCCUUUAAGGCUCACUAUUGGCUUAGAUCCUUUCAGUUAGUGACAGUUGUAGCUUCCUGUACUGGCCUGGUUGGUUUUGUGGAUCACCAUGAAGCCUUGCCACCGGGAAGCUCCAACUUGUGGAACAGCAUUCCACAGAUGUGCUGAUUGACCACAGAUUUCUGGAGUCAUCAUCAGGUCAGCUGAUUCAAAGGUAGAUGCGUGUGCUGCCUUCCCUUGCUGGAGAGAAAGUGCUAUGGGGACAGGUGCUUCAUGGGGAAAUGAAGAAGUUACAAAGGAGGGAAAUAGGAGUACUCAGAAGAAAGAGGUGAGCAAUAACUCAUGCCUGAGUUGGCCCGAACACAUACUUUGAUGAGUCAACCUUAAAUCACAAGUCAUUACGAAUAGAACAUCCCCUGUUAGGAAAACUCCUUUAUCAAUAAAUUGCUCACCAGCUAAUUGACUGGAUUUUGAAGAUGUUGUAUCUUCUGUAGCUGUGAUACUUGGCCUGUUUUCAUAAAACAAGUCAUUAUGAUACCAAAAAACUUUUAUCUAGAGGUUUUAUGUUAGUGUUUUCUGAAGAGGUUUUUAAUGUACUUUGUAAACAAAUGCACUAACCUACAGUCCUCAAAAUGAUACUUCUGUCCCUGUUUGCAAAGCAGGGAGAAGGAAUCAGUUACGUAGUGAACCUUCUAUGUUUUGUUUUCCACAAGGUGUUCAGUUUAACUUGGAAGGUUUUCUAUAAAUCUAUUCAAGAAACUACUGCAAAACCUGUCUUAAUGACUUUUUUAAGAACCUAUUUUAGAAUGUAUCUACAAAGAGAAAACAUAUAUAACGUUUUUUCAUGAUGAUUUAUUUACCUAGAAUUGAC
This is a messenger RNA of Mauremys mutica (yellowpond turtle), 2140 nucleotides long. RefSeq names its product very-long-chain enoyl-CoA reductase-like. Gene Ontology annotation, biological process: very long-chain fatty acid biosynthetic process. The record is from RefSeq and is a predicted model, not a curated record. NCBI's taxonomy places the organism in Eukaryota, Metazoa, Chordata, Testudines, Geoemydidae. The transcript is spliced from 7 exons. Bases 102 to 1040 code for a protein of 312 amino acids. Gene Ontology annotation, molecular function: oxidoreductase activity, acting on the CH-CH group of donors.